Oppiella nova is the source of this 2357-nucleotide messenger RNA. Lineage: Eukaryota; Metazoa; Arthropoda; Arachnida; Sarcoptiformes; Oppiidae. The record is from the annotation of a GenBank genome assembly.
CUGUUAUGUGUUUUAAUUGAACUGUUAAUCACAGUUGACUUACACAUCACUGCAAUGAUCUGUUUGAUUGGAUUUGUGGCCAAUAUUUGACUACAUUUCUCAACAACACUCAUAUGUUUUGCAAAUACACUCAACACUUGUUUGCCUUUCAGUCAUCGUUUGGUUGUUUUGUUUUGAAUGCUAACUAUUUUGCGAUCUUUCAGUGAGUUUUGAUUCACUCAAUGAGUCAUUGAUUCAAUGAUUGCAUAAUUGGUUUGAUUUACAAAUACUAUAAAUAACUCAUAACUCAGUGAUUGUCCGCCAAAUGGCAGCUAAUCUCUCACUAAACACACGCUUUGGUCACAAACUGUCGGUUUGUAAACAACUCGUCACCACUUAACACAUCCCAAGAAGUAAUCGUCGCUUUCGAGACAUAAAUACCAUUUUUAUUGACUUAUAAAAAGUGAUAAUAAUUGCAAAGACUAGUGAUUAACGAGAUUUUGAUAAGUUUUAUAGACAUUUAUAUUGCAUUGUUUUGAAUAUGUGCUCAGAUUUAUGAUUAUAGUUAACAACAAAUAUUGCUUUUUGUGUCAAUUCAGUGAAAUACAAGUCUUGUAAUUAUCUAAUCAGUGGUUUUGUCUUAGGGUUGCGAUAGUAUUACGUGAUAUAAGACAUGAAGACUAUGAACAUUACUGGUUGUGAUGACGUCCUAAUAACCAGUUUAUAAAGUCUUUUGCAGACAAUAUGUGAGGUUUUGCCUCAUUUUGAGUGCAAUUAUUUUUGUUUAUUUAACGACUAUUAGAGAGAAAAAGUAUAAUUCAUUAAAAAGUGUGCAAACAAUACAUUACUAAUGAAUGGUGUGAAGAGUGUUUCGGCCAAAACCGGUACAAAGAAGUCGAGGAAAAUGGGUUCGAGACCUACCGGUGCCGCCAACCAGUCGCUCAAAGGGGUGAUACUUGUGGCCAUUAUUGCGUUGACUGUUUCUGUGAUAUACUUAUACAAAGAGACGAUCAAUGAGUUCAUUUCAAGUAGUUUUAACGUAGACCUCAAUAAACACGUGGACCACAAGACAUCGAAAGACAAGCCCUCUGUUAGCGAUGAAAAUCUGAAGUCCGGCGACGAAAGCAUUCAUCAAAUUCGCCAAAAGAUUACUCCAAAGCCGGCGGACAUGAAGUCUUGCGCUGUGUUUCUCAAUGACGUCCAAAGACUAACUUUGGAUGACUUCCAUCCGAUUGAUAAUCAAAAUGCAAAGGACUUGACGUUAAGUCAGAUCUCAAGUUUCAAUAAUUUACAGUUAGGGCCACGGAUUCAGUCCAUUGUUCGCAUGGAUUACUUCAAGUUUGUUAAACUAAACCUCAACCGCGGAUGCACUCUAUGGCCCGACAAUUCAAAAUGUGUGCUCCGAGACUGUAGUAUUCAAUACUGCGAUGAAUCACAACUCCCGAAGUCUGUUAUUAUGAGAGAGAAAAGCGACUCUGGAGAAGACGACUGUCCGACAGAUUCUGAGCAAAAGUUGUCUCAAAUCGAUCGCACCGUCUCGUCGACUAAUAUCGAGGCUAUGAAUACACUGUUUGAUUGCACUGAAGACGACUCAGAGGGCGCACAGUAUUACGAUUUGCUGCUAAAUCCCGAAAGAUUUACAGGCUAUAGUGGGGAGACGUGUGACCGCAUCUGGAGAUCAAUAUAUGACGAGAACUGCUUUCUUCAGAAGCAAAGCAAUCCGUUUUCAUUAGAUUCUUACUGUUAUGAGGAGAGGAUAUUCUACAGAGCGAUCUCUGGGCUCCACUCCUCUAUUAAUAUACAUCUCUCGGCUAUAUAUCACAUGAUUGACGGUUCCUUUGCCCACAACACCAAAGAGUUCGUCGACAGAUUUAACGGACAAACCGAUUAUAUAAAGAACUUAUAUUUUGUAUAUUUACUGGAAUUGCGAGCUCUGCACAAAAGUGAGCCCUAUUUGCUAAACAAAGUGAACUGGCAGUCAAGUGGUGACCAAUCGCUCACCAAAGAGGCCAUUAAGGACUUACUCCGUACAGUCAGGAAAUUUAAGUUUCAUUUCAACGAAUCAAUUCUAUUCAAACAACAGCCACCAAAUGUUGCUCAAGAAGUGGGUCAGCACUUCCACAACAUCACCACUAAUAUAAUGGAUUGCGUGGCCUGUGAUCGGUGCCGACUAUGGGGUAAAGUGCAGACACACGGACUCAGCACUGCUUUGAAGAUUCUGUUGAGCGAUGACAUCGAAAAUCUGCGAUUACAUAGACAUGAGAUCACAUGUCUGGUGAACGCGUUGGCCCGACUGUCCAAUAGUAUCGCACAGUUAGAGGUUUUUAAGAAACUACUGAUCAAUAAUUGAUUUCAAUACCUAUUAACUUAAUAUCGUA